Molecule: messenger RNA, 2273 nt
Organism: Formica exsecta
Lineage: Eukaryota; Metazoa; Arthropoda; Insecta; Hymenoptera; Formicidae
Gene: LysRS
Product: lysine--tRNA ligase
Exons: 8
Coding region: 272-2074 (600 amino acids)
Biological process (GO): lysyl-tRNA aminoacylation
Cellular component (GO): mitochondrion; cytosol; cytoplasm
Molecular function (GO): tRNA binding; lysine-tRNA ligase activity; ATP binding
Source: RefSeq, a predicted model, not a curated record
UAGCAUAUGAUCGCGCGAGCGUUGGCGAUGAUCCGCUUCCAGCGCGCGUGACAUAACCUCGUGAACGAUUCACCCGUUCAUCCCGCCACGCUGUCUCCCACGUUGCGCGUUCGACAUGGUCCGUGGGCCGGGGCCCCUGCCUUGUACCGGUUGUUCCCUGUAUUUGUUCGUUCGUGUUUCUUCGCAGAUAGCGAUAUCUCUUAGACGAAUCUAAACUCUGACGCGAACGCGUCACGUGGGUAAAGUCUGAUCCCGUGGGGUAAAGACCAUCAUGCUCGGUACCUUGGGCAGAAGUCGCGCUGUCGUUCUUCUCAAGCAGCCUGUAGCGCAAACAUGGCUUGCGAACCGCGAGAAAAAGUUGCGUCAGACGUCUCUAUGUCGAUUCGGCACCGACGAACUGAAAAGACGUCUCAAAGCUGAGCAAAAGGCCAAAGAGAAAGCUGAGAAGGAGGAGGCCAAGGCGCUUGUAGCAGCUAUCCAUGAGAAUCAAAUAACGAGUUCUAAGAAGGACAAAAUCAAGGAGGAAGAUAUUAGUCCAAAUGAAUAUUUUAAGCUCCGAUCGAACAUCGUCAGUCUACUCAAAACUGCCGAUCAACAUCCUUACCCUCAUAAAUUCGAUGUAUCCAUCUCUCUCACGGAUUUCAUCGACAAAUUUAACGGGCGCCUUAAGAAUGGUGAAGCGAUAAAGAACGAGAUACAUACUAUCGCCGGGCGUGUCCAUUCUAUUCGAGAGGCCGGCUCUAAACUGAUCUUUUAUGACCUUCGAGGAGAGGGUGUCAAAUUGCAAGUACUGGCCAAUGCAAAACUGUAUAUAAGCGAGGAUGACUUUAUGAGGGAUACAGCAAAAAUCAAGAGAGGCGACAUUAUAGGCAUCGUCGGCACACCCGCCAGGAGCAAAGCGGGCGAAUUUUCAAUUAUACCGAUUUCUAUUAUUCUUUUGAGUCCAUGUUUGCAUAUGUUGCCGCAUCUUCAUUUUGGUUUGAAGGACAAGGAAACGAGAUAUCGACAACGAUAUUUGGACCUUAUAUUGAACGAUAAAGUUCGACGAAUCUUUCACAUACGCGCGCGGAUAAUCGCUUACAUGCGUAAAUUUCUGGACGAGAUGGGCUUCCUAGAAGUUGAGACUCCUAUGAUGAACAUGAUCCCCGGAGGCGCGACUGCCAAACCUUUCAUUACGCACCAUAACGAACUGAACAUGGAUCUGUACAUGAGAAUUGCUCCAGAGUUGUAUCUCAAGAUGUUAGUCGUCGGUGGGAUCGACAGAGUGUACGAGAUCGGCAGGCAAUUCAGGAAUGAGGGUAUUGACUUAACCCACAAUCCUGAAUUUACUACCUGCGAAUUUUAUAUGGCGUACGCGGACUAUAACGAUCUCAUGAAGAUCACGGAGAACAUGCUGUCCAGCAUGGUGAAGGCAAUACAUGGAACUUAUAGGAUCGAGUACCAUUCCAAUGGACCGGAUAGCGAACCAGACGAGAUCGACUUUACGCCCCCCUUCAAGCGUAUCUCAAUGAUGAAGGAAUUGGAGAAGGUUCUCAAUGUCAAGUUGCCAGCAGCCGAUCAGCUUAACACACCGGAGGCAAACAAAAUUUUCAGCGAUCUCUGUGACCACCAUAACAUCGAGUGUCCUCCUCCUAGAACAUCAGCGAGGUUAUUAGACAAGCUCGUUGGAUUAUUUAUUGAAGAUUCCAUUGUUAAUCCUACAUUCAUCAUUGAUCAUCCGCAAGUGAUGUCUCCUUUAGCGAAAUGGCAUCGAUUCGAGAAAGGUCUCACAGAACGAUUCGAACUAUUCGUUGCAAAGAAAGAGAUUUGCAACGCGUACACCGAACUGAAUGAUCCAUUCAUUCAAAGAGAAAGAUUCGAGCAACAGGCGAUGGAUAAAGCGGCCGGUGAUGAAGAGGCGCAAUUGAUCGAUGAGAAUUUCUGUACCGCUUUGGAAUAUGGUUUGCCGCCAACAGCAGGUUGGGGAAUGGGUAUCGAUCGAUUAACAAUGUUCCUCACCGACACUAACAAUAUUAAAAGCUUUCAUUGGUCCGCUACGCAUGCGACCUUUUUUCUUAAGGCAGCUCACUAUUAGCUAUCGUAGCUAUAAAUAUUAAUAUUUUUUAACGAAAAUUUCACAACGAGUAGUUUAAAUUAUGUACUUUAUGAUAUUAAUAAAGUGAUUUAAAAAACAAAAAAAUAUUUACCAGAAAAGAAAUGCUUAAAAAUGGCCUUUUUUUAAUCGUUACACUGAUUUUCCCCCUUAAAAAUAUAUAUUAUAUUUCAUAAAAUAA